Molecule: messenger RNA, 849 nt
Organism: Trichoderma gamsii
Lineage: Eukaryota; Fungi; Ascomycota; Sordariomycetes; Hypocreales; Hypocreaceae
Exons: 1
Coding region: 1-849 (282 amino acids)
Source: RefSeq, a predicted model, not a curated record
AUGGCUAACCAUAAUAAAACUUACUUCUUAGUAUCGUCAUGGGAUUUUCCCACAGGGUCCAUCUGCCUAGGAAGCCUUACAUCAAGCCCGGCUCAACCUCAUAUUACUUUGUAUAAGCCCAGCAAUGAGGACAUAGACACGCCGACGUUUCCGACCACGAAAGAUAAUUUCUCUGCCGUUGUCAAAUCAGAAAAAGGUCAUAAAAGCGGGCUGUUUUUCCGAUUCCUCGACUUGUUCGGCCUCGGCGCAGAAGCCAGUGUUCAAUAUGACCGGAAAGCUUUGUUGAAAUAUGCCUUUCAGCAGAUGCACACAGAGUGGUUCCUCCCAAGCGAUAAGCUAGUGGAGAAGGCAGUGCGUAGCAAGAAAGCAGCCAGCUACUAUAGGCGAACGGGAUAUGAGAGUCCACUCUACAUGAUUACUGGGUUAAAGAUUGUCGAGGGAGCCAGUGUGACGACAGUUAAAAACAAGGGAAGGGGCUUCAUGGCAUCUCUGGGAGUGGAUGUAGGACCUGUUUCUGUUGGUCCACAGACAAACCACAAUUCGCAGAACUCCGAGCUUCAAACUUUUAGUAACUCAACACCAAUUGUGUUUGCAUUUCAGCUCAUGGAAGUCCGAUGCGAUGCUAAUGGGAGCGUUGCUACUAAGGAGUACAACAAUGGUGCACUGUUUGGAUUGGUUUCGGAUAGUGGCUUGCCAGCCAUUGAAUUGGGAAAUACAUCAACUGAGCAAGUGACAUCCGAGGCGAUUCAGGCUAAAUUCGGCGAUGCAUUCCUCACCUUUGCUUCUAUGGAUGAGGAGGAUGGCUUGCCUUGUACUGUCAUUCUGCUCAACACAGACACAUCGAUAUAG